Messenger RNA from Doryrhamphus excisus (bluestripe pipefish), 2435 nucleotides. RefSeq names its product TAR (HIV) RNA binding protein 2 (gene tarbp2). Gene Ontology annotation, biological process: siRNA processing; regulation of siRNA processing; regulation of viral transcription. Gene Ontology annotation, molecular function: double-stranded RNA binding; siRNA binding; pre-miRNA binding. The record is from RefSeq and is a predicted model, not a curated record. Gene Ontology annotation, cellular component: RISC-loading complex; nucleus; cytoplasm. NCBI's taxonomy places the organism in Eukaryota, Metazoa, Chordata, Actinopteri, Syngnathiformes, Syngnathidae.
CAGAAGAAGCGGUUUGUUUUACAUGUUGCUGUGGUUGUUCCCCCGUUUGACUUUGAAAAUAUCGUCUAAUGAAAGGAAGUGUUUGUUUUGGUGGUGGGGGUUGCCAUCCGAAUACAACCGGCUGUCUGCGUGAAAUAGGGAAUGACCGACGAGACAUCAUCGGACAGCUGGAAGAGAAACUCCGGGUGCUCCAGUAUUGAGCAAAUGCUGGCUGUGAAUCCCGGAAAGACGCCAAUUAGUCUGCUGCAGGAGUAUGGAACGCGGAUAGGCAAGACACCCGUGUAUGACCUGCUGAAGGCCGAGGGACAGGCCCACCAGCCCAACUUCACGUUCCGUGUGUCCGUGGGAGAGAUCAGCUGCACCGGCCAAGGCCCCAGCAAGAAGGCGGCCAAGCACAAAGCAGCUGAGGCUGCUCUGAAGAUGCUCAAGGGAGGCCUCGCAGGUCCCACCGCUGUUGGUGUCGAAGGAGAAGUGUUUAUCGGGGUUGACGUGCCUGCUGAUGGAGAGAGCUCCCCAUCGGACAUGAAGACUUUAGCCACUUCUCAACAGUCUGAAUGUAACCCUGUUGGAGCACUACAGGAGUUGGUUGUGCAGAAAGGAUGGCGUCUACCAGAGUACACAGUCACACAGGAGUCUGGUCCAGCACAUCGCAAAGAAUUCACCAUGACGUGCAGAGUCGAGAGGUUCAUGGAAAUUGGAAGCGGAACUUCCAAGAAGUUGGCCAAGAGGAAUGCAGCAGCUAAAAUGUUAGCACGGAUACACGACGUCCCCGUCGACCUGAGGACCAGCAACGACGCAGACCUGGAAGAGGACACGUUUAACUUGAAUACGGGGAGCAGAGCGGAUGCGUGCAAAAGCAAAGGCUACAGCUGCACGUGGGACUCCCUGAGGAACUCCGCUGGCGAGAAGAUCCUUCAGCUCCGCAGUCACCCUCUGGGCAUGCCCUCCGACUCCAACUUCUGCUCGCUGCUAAAUGACCUGUCGACUGAGCAAUGCUUUGAUGUCAGCUACCUGGAUUUAGAGGAGCCCAGCCUGAGCGGGCUGUGCCAGUGUUUGGUGGAACUGUCCACGCAGCCAAUCACGGUGUGCCACGGCUUCGCCCCCAGCGUAGAAGCCGCUCGGGCCAAUGCGGCCCACAAUGCACUGCAGUACCUCAAAAUCAUGGCAGGUGGGAAGUGAUUGGUUAGUACAUGUAUGACGCAUGCCAUGAAUUCAAAAAUCCGAAAUACCUCAACUUUUUUUUUUUUUUAAUGAAAUAACCUACAACGAUAGACCCCUCUAUGGUGACAUUGAAUUGCUGCCAGGAAAAAUUGAAAUGCUAUUUUAUUAGUUCUUUUCCGUUUUUAUACCCACACUAUUACAAAAAGACUACUGAAUAAACACAAAGUCUUUUAAAGACUGCCCAUUUUUACAAGAUAUGUGAUACUGCCUUGGUGAAGUUUAUUCUCUUUUGGCCGCUAUUGUAAUUUUUCACUGAAAACAUGUUUUAAACAUUGGAAAUAAAUUCUUCCAUGUUGCCUUUUGGCACUUUAUGACAGUAAUGUAAAAUAUGAAACAUUUCUCUUCAACCCAAAUGCAGAACAGUGUUUUAAAAAUAAAUGGUAUGAUGAAUUACAGUACCUCACAGUUUUCAUGUCAUUCAACUUCAAUGUUUUUUCUCGUGGUGGCAAGUACGUAUUUCUUUUUUUUUUUUUUUUAGUACUCGACACAAUCAUUAUUCGUCAUGUUUCUUAAUUUCCCACUUUUUUGUAUAUAUUUUUAAUGAAAAUGCAUUAAAUAUACUCUCUGGUUGCCAUUUUUGUUUCACAACUGUACCGAAAACAUUGAUCUUUUCUAUUUUAUUAUUUUGUGACAUCUGGAGCAUUUUGUGUGCUGCUGCACUUGUGUUACAAUUGUUAAGACCAGUUAAAAUAUUGCAUGAUUUUGCUCUGUUUGAUCUUUAGAAGGCUCUGCGUAGUCCUUCAAAAUGCAAAAAGAAAAAAAUUGAAGUAUUUAUUGCAAACAAGCUGUUCAUCAAAAGUUGAAGACCACAGUGUGCAAGGUUUAUUCUCCGAUGAGAAAAAAAUGUAACCUUGACAUUCCUGAUGCUUUUCAAUGUUACUGGCAUGACAAGGAGAUCCCACCUGAUGUUUUCCAAACGGUACAGUGGCGUGGGUGCAUCAUGAUCUGGGGUGAUCUCAGGGUUUGCGUUAUGAUCAUAAAUGUUAGAUCAGCUGAUAACCAGCAUAUAUAUUCCACUUUAAUGCUUUCUUCUGUUUGCAUUUUGAAAACUUAACUUAGAACCUCCUUAAGAUCCAACAGUGCAAAAUGUAUAUUCCUGCAAUUUUUCACCUGGUCUUCAAAUUUUGAUCAGGAGUGUAUUGAAUUAAUGUGGUGCUGUCUUUUUUUUUUUUUUUUUUUUAAUGAAAUGAAAUAAAGUAUGCAGUCUCAGUUUU